Molecule: messenger RNA, 1375 nt
Organism: Lolium perenne
Lineage: Eukaryota; Viridiplantae; Streptophyta; Magnoliopsida; Poales; Poaceae
Product: probable cinnamyl alcohol dehydrogenase 8B
Molecular function (GO): oxidoreductase activity, acting on the CH-OH group of donors, NAD or NADP as acceptor; zinc ion binding
Source: RefSeq, a predicted model, not a curated record
CAAAGGGGGUAUUGGGACAGAUGUGUUAGAUCGAUUGAGAUUCGCUGACCUUGAGGCUUGUAGCUGGAGAGUGGAGAAUCAACGAGAUACGCACUAUCUGGCUGAUUCGCAUGCCGUUGAGAGAGUGAGAUUCAUACUAUACUGCAGCUUGCGCAGUACAGUAUACAUCUUCGAGCUUGGCAGUAUAUAUCACCGCGUGACUCCUGAACAGGAAAUCAAAAGUAGCAAAGGAAGAGUCACCCAUGGAGAAAGAAGGGUUGCCAGCGCUGGGCUGGGCCGCGAGAGACACCUCCGGCCACCUCUCACCGUACAGCUUCUCGAGAAGGGUUCAGGAGGACGACGAUGUGACCAUCAAGGUGCUCUUCUGCGGGAUCUGCCACACCGACCUCCACAUCGCCAAGAACGACUGGGGCAACACCCUGUACCCCGUCGUUCCCGGGCACGAGAUCGUCGGCGUCGUCACCGACAUUGGCCGCGGCGUCGACGGCUUCAAGAUCGGCGAGACGGUGGGCGUGGGGUACUUCGUCGGCUCCUGCCGAACGUGCAUCAGCUGCAGCAAAGGCUACGAGAACUACUGCGCCAAGCUGGAGCUCACCUCCAAUGGCGUGGGCCGCGACGGCGAAAACACACGCGGUGGGUUCUCCGACGUCCUCGUCGUCAACCAGGACUACGUCCUCCGCGUGCCGGACACCGUGCCCAUGGACGGGGCGGCGCCUCUGCUCUGCGCCGGCGUCACGGUGUAUACCCCGAUGAUGCGGCACGGGCUCAACGCUCCCGGCAAGCACCUCGGCGUCGUCGGCCUCGGCGGCCUCGGCCACCUGGCCAUCAAGUUCGGGAAGGCGUUUGGGAUGACCGUCACAGUGAUAAGCUCAUCGCCCGCAAAGCGCCAGGAGGCGCUCGACCGCCUCGGCGCCGACGCCUUCCUGCUCAGCAGCGACCCCGAGGAGAUGAAGGCUGCGGCCGGCACCAUGGACGGCAUCAUCGACACGGUGUCGGCGGGGCACCCCAUCGUGCCGCUGCUGGACGUGCUGAGCCCGAUGGGGCAGAUAGUGCUGGUGGGCGGGCCUAGCGAGCCGCUGGAGCUGCCGGCCUAUGCCAUCGUGCCGGGCGGGAAGGGCAUCGUCGGGAACCUCGUCGGCAGCAUCAGGGACUGCCAGGCCAUGCUGGACUUCGCGGGGAAGCACGGCAUCACGGCCGACGUCGAGGUCGUCAAGAUGGACUACGUCAACACGGCCGUCCAGCGGCUCCAGAGGAACGACGUCAGGUACCGCUUCGUCAUCGACGUCGCCGGAAGCCAGCUGUAGAUCGGACGCGCGUCGCCGCGUCGGUUAUCUCGUGUGUGAACCUCUAGCUUGGUCGGAAAGUGCAUAAGUGA